AUGUCGUCUUCAUCGCCAACUGGUGGAGAGAGGCUGCAUUACGAAAGAACGCGGAGCCAGCCGGAGAACCCCUUCGCCACUCUCAUUCCGGACCAGCAGAUAGCGAUCAUACCAUCCUUCACCUUGGAGUCUGGCGUGACGCUUCGCAAUGUGCCCGUGGCGUACACAACCAGGGGCCAGCUGAAUGCGGCCGGCGACAAUGCCAUGGUCAUAUGCCAUGCCCUGACAGGAAGCGCUGACGUUGCCGACUGGUGGGGUCCGCUGUUGGGCGGCCCUGGUCGUGCCUUCGACACCUCGAGGUUCUUCAUCGUUUGUAUGAACAGUCUGGGGAGCCCAUACGGCACGGCCAGCCCGGUUACCGCCAAGGAUGGUGACGCGAGCCUGGGGCAAUACGGCCCCGAAUUUCCCCUUACUACUAUUCGCGAUGACGUAAACUUGCACAAGAUGCUACUGGACGACCUUGGUAUCAAGCAAGUGGCCGCGGUCAUCGGUGGCUCUCUGGGAGGCAUGUUCGUUCUAGAGUGGGCUUACUUUGGAAAAGACUAUGUUCGCUGCAUCGUCCCAAUAGCCACUUCUAGCCGCCACAGUGCUUGGGGGAUCAGCUGGGGCGAGGCACAACGGCAGAGCAUUUACGCGGAUCCCAAGUACAAUGACGGAUACUACUCCUUCUCGGAUCCUCCCUCUACCGGACUCGGAGCCGCUCGUAUGUCGGCACUGCUGACCUACCGAAGCCGGAACUCCUUCGAGGCCCGUUUCGGUCGGAACAUACCUGAUCCGUCACGGCGCCAGACAAUAAGAGAACGCCCCCGGCCCAGCACGCCAUCCGAGGCCCACUUCCAUAUUCAUAACGACGGCCACAACAUCUCCCGGGACGGCCUAUCCCGACACAAUAGCAAUGGACAGGGGAACAAAAUAGCGAAUACCGAUAAGAACCCUACCGUUAACGCUGCCGCGACGCAAGCGGCUGCCGAGGACCGAUCAAUGGAUCCCCAGUUCCACGGCCCUGAGAAAAAGGAAAGUCUCACCGGCGGAGAUGCUGUGCCGACCUCAACCUACUUUUCCGCGCAAUCCUACCUACGAUACCAGGGCGAGAAGUUUGUCAAGCGUUUUGAUAGCAACUGCUACAUCGCUAUGACUCGAAAGCUCGACACGCACGACGUUUCGCGUAGCCGUGCCCCGUCGAUUGCAGAUGCGCUGGCCAUGAUUGAGCAGCCCACGUUGGUUCUGGGGAUUGAAAGCGACGGACUCUUCACCUUUGCAGAGCAAGAGGAGAUAGCUGAGCACGUACCCAACGCGCGACUGGAGAAGAUUGACAGCCCGGAGGGGCAUGACGCCUUUUUGCUGCAAUUCGAACAGGUCAAUCGCUACACCCUCGAGUUCUUGCGGGAAGUGCUUCCAGACAUCAUGGAGAAGGAUGGCGAUGGUAGCUCGCAGACAGUGGAGAGUUCUGUGGGACAGCUAACCAAGUCCAGCACCUUUGGUGAGGCCGAGGUCGAUGAUAUUACGGCAUGGUAG
This is a messenger RNA of Pyricularia pennisetigena, 1515 nucleotides long. RefSeq lists its product as uncharacterized. The transcript has 3 exons. Gene Ontology annotation, molecular function: homoserine O-acetyltransferase activity. The record is from RefSeq and is a predicted model, not a curated record. The coding region runs from base 1 to 1515 and encodes 504 amino acids. NCBI's taxonomy places the organism in Eukaryota, Fungi, Ascomycota, Sordariomycetes, Magnaporthales, Pyriculariaceae. Gene Ontology annotation, biological process: L-homoserine metabolic process.